This is a messenger RNA of Aureobasidium musti, 252 nucleotides long. Lineage: Eukaryota; Fungi; Ascomycota; Dothideomycetes; Dothideales; Saccotheciaceae. The record is from the annotation of a GenBank genome assembly.
AUGUCGGGAGCAGCUGGUCUGCCAUCUCAGCGUGCUUCUGCCUCAUUCUGGCACACCGAGCCUAAACUGCUCGGCCAUCGCACAACUCAAGACUUGCCUCAACACGCCGAUAUUGUGGUCAUUGGAAGUGGCAUCAGUGGGGCCAGUGUGGUACAUCAUCUUCUCGAGAAUCUGAACAAUGGAGGAGUUGAGAAGAAGAGUGUGCUUGUUCUGGAAGCAAGAGAGAUCUGCUGGGGUGCGACUGGAAGGUAA